Tuber aestivum (summer truffle) is the source of this 1683-nucleotide messenger RNA. NCBI's taxonomy places the organism in Eukaryota, Fungi, Ascomycota, Pezizomycetes, Pezizales, Tuberaceae. The record is from the annotation of a GenBank genome assembly.
GCUUCCUAGUUCUAUUCCUACCUAGCUCGAACGCGACCUGCUUUGAUCCCCAGGAGGCAGGAGGGUAUCGUAAUUGACUGCCCCGCCCCGAAUAAUCAUGCUCCCUCCUGCUUACUUCCACUCAUAAAUAGGAAUGCCCGACACCUGCUCUUUUUUUACCCGCAACUCCCACCACUCCCUUCCAAAAGAACGAUCACUAUGAAUUCCGGCUUUCGCAUCACUUCAAAUUUGGCCCGCUGUCUGCGCCAACGAUGCGGAGCACCGGUGCCCCGAAGGUUAUUCCCACUGGCGGCCUCACCUGCAACUAGACAUAUAUCAUCUUCCUCGAAUACGAAGGGGACACCAGUGCCGACUCCCAAAGCUACCGGGAAAGCUUUCGAGAGCAAUGACAAGGGCUUUCUUGGAUCCCAAAAGCGCCUUCCGGAGUUCAAUCUAGUGGAUAGAGUGGUACUGAUUUCCGGUGGAGCACGAGGACUUGGGCUAACCCAAGCUGAAGCUCUGCUUGAAGCCGGAGCGAAAGGUUCGUGCUUUUGAUUCCUACCGUCACUAUCUCCCGUAUCUCUCAUCUUACUAGGUUUAUAGUGUAUGCCCUCGACCGCCUUGCGGAGCCAUCACCGGCGUUCUACGAAGCUCAAGCUAGAGCCACCGAUAAGCUCGCGACUUCCCUGCACUAUAUUCAAAUAGACGUGCGGGAUGAAGCAAGACUCCAUGCAGCUGUCCAGGCCAUUGCCGAAGAGAAUGGCCGACUAGAUGGCCUGAUAGCAGCAGCGGGCAUCAAUGAAGAGCACACAGCUCUAGAAUACACGGCGGCAGAUUUCAACAAGAUGAUGGAGAUCAACGUUACUGGAGCCUUCCUGACAGCGCAGGCCGCAGCAAGACAAAUGGUCAAAUUGGGAAAAGGUGGUAGUAUUGUUAUGAUUGCGUCGAUGUCCGGGACCAUUGCGAAUCGAGUAAGUUCAAUGAAAAAGCACAUCUCUAAUCGCCCGGUCUAACGGGAUAUGUUCACUAAUGCGGGAGAAUUAGGGACUGAUUUGCCCCGCAUAUAAUGCCUCAAAGUCGGCAGUUCUACAAUUAGGCCGCAAUCUCGCUGCCGAAUGGGGCCCUUACGGUAUCAGGGUUAAUACCAUCUCUCCGGGCUACAUUGUUACCGCGAUGGUCGAAGAACUAUUCACAAAGUUCCCGGAGAGGAGGGAGGACUGGCCCAAACAGAACAUGCUUGGAAGGUUGAGCAAGCCGCAGGAAUACCGGUAUUUCCUCUCCACGAUCCACAAAUGUUGACUUUAAAUGCCAUUGCUUUCGCUCAACUAAUAAAAUGCGAUAAUAACAGUGGCGCCGCGGUAUUCCUUCUCAGCGAUGCCAGCUCGUUCAUGACAGGUGCAGAUCUGAUCAUGGAUGGGGGCCAUCAUUCAUGGUAGUCAUAAUGUACCGCAGAGCGCCCAAUAUCCCCAUUCCCACCCCCCCCCCUUCCUUCCUCUGCAUAGGGAACCCCUCCAGGUGUUUGGUAUCUCCUUUGUCCGCGAGUUAUUCACCACAGAAGUUUUCAGGUUUCGGGUAUACCAGUAGGCUUUUACCAGCUCAUGUAUUGUGUUGGCAUGUGCGGUGGUAUUGUGACGGUGAUACCCCAGUAAUCAGUUUUUUGUUUUUGUUUUUAACAUUUGAAUUAUUACUAUCUGUGAAUCAUGA